CUUUCCCGUUGAGAACCAAACAGCCCGCGAGCUUUGGAAUACGUCAGCUCCGUUUCCUGUGUUACAGAGGAAGGGGUUGUGGAGAAGAAACUUGUUUUCUUCACCAUGGAAGCAGAAAAAGAGAACAUGCAGUCAGGUUUGAAACCCCUGAGGAGUUUAACAUUACUUCGAAGGCAUAGGACUGAGAAUGACAUGAGCAUAGAAGAUUUUUUGAGAGAGGAUAACCAAAGUCAUGGAUCGCAACAGCCCUUGUUAAAACAAAAUAGAAGCACUGAGAAAACUGUAAAAUGGAGGGAGUUACAACCUACAAAUGGGCAAGAGGAAUAUUAUGUACAAAAUGAGGAGCAGAGAGAGACUGGGCAGGGAAUCUAUGGAAACUACCAGCCAAGAAUGCCAAUGAGCAAUAUGGUACGGCUCAGAUCAGUACAGGCAGACAUUCCUCAUGAGUCAAAAUCAGUUAGUGGUGGUGAUCCAUCACUGAAUGUUGGCAUGGAUGAACAAAAUUUUCGUAAGGCAUUCAGAAGACGCAGAUCAGCACAAGCAGACAUUUCCCACGAAGCAAAUUCAAUGAGAGGUGGUGAGCCAAUGCUGAAUGAUGGCAAGGAUGAACAAAGCUUUCAUAAUCCAUUCAGAAGGCUAGGUCAGAGAAGAAGGUCUAGCCUAUUAAGUACCCAUGAAGAUGCAAGCUUGGACAACAAUGCCAUUGCACCAAGUACUUCAGCUUUGACCUGUUCUUUCCAACCAAGCUUAAGGAGGAGAUCUAAACAAUUAAUGCAAAAUAUAGAAGAGUUACCACAAGGGCAAGAGGAAUUUUCAUCUCAACAGGCAAAUGUAGAAAAAGAAUAA
Messenger RNA from Penaeus vannamei (Pacific white shrimp), 846 nucleotides. RefSeq lists its product as uncharacterized. The record is from RefSeq and is a predicted model, not a curated record. Lineage: Eukaryota; Metazoa; Arthropoda; Malacostraca; Decapoda; Penaeidae.